CGCUAAUUGAACAUACUCCAUUCAAAUAGACACUUUAACUUGUAAAAACAUGGACUACAACAUAGAUUUAAAAGAUUGUGGCAAAAUAUUAAAAAACCAAACACAAUAUCUUCUGAGAUGUGGUGAUUGUAAUGGUGAUUUCUAUAACUUCGAGGAUUUUGUAAUUCAUCACUCUGAGCGGCAUUCGUUGCAAGAUAAGAACGAUGAAAGGCCAGGCAAAGACGAUGACGAAUGUGAGAUCAAAUAUUCCAAGCAGGAGCAUUUCAUUCCACAACAUAAUGAAGAAGAGGUGAUUACUAUGCGUACUCGUCAGAUGACGAAACAACAAUGUACCGAGGAUGUCUUUAAAGGGAUUGAUGAUACUAAAAGUAACGAUGAUAAGGAGUUCUUGAAGAUUGAACCGAUGAUGUUUGUAGAAGUUGAACAAGCAAAAGAGGACGAAAGUGAUGAAUCGGAUGAAGAUGAAAAUGAAGAUGAUGAAAAUGAGUUUAAAGGCGAGGACAUAAAAUGCAAAAAAUUUGUUUCCGAAUUUCUAGCGUCUGAAGAAAACUAUAUUACUUUUAUAGAGGCGUACAAAAAACAACCUCAGUUAUGGAACUAUAAACUCUAUCCCGUUUUAUGUACCCAAAAAGAUCGGGCAAUUUAUUUCAUUGAAAUUGAAAAGGAAAUACAGGAACGAUUAAAUGUACAAAUGUCACACGAAUAUGUUCGUGCAACAAUUAGUAGUAUUCGAAUUAGGUACCGAGAAAAAUCGAAAAAAUUGGCAGCCCGCAAAGAGAAGAAAGGGGAGAGCUCAGUGUUAAAAUCUGUACCUACAUGGUAUUUUGAAAAAUUGCAAUUUUUAGAACCCUUUCUAAGCAAGGAAUCCAUUUUUAAACUAGAUCCAGAACUGCCAGAUAUGACGCAAGAGCAAGUAAUAAAAAUAAUUCAUAUGUACAAAAAGUUACCGAAUUUGUGGAACACAAACCUAUUAGAGAUAUAUUGCAAAAAUAAACGAGAAGAAUGCUUAAAGCAAUUGGCGAAGGAGAUACACGCGGAAGUCGGUUUGGAAGUCAGUGAAUUUUCUUUGCAAAGAUAUUUAAAUGAAUUGCAAAAAAGUUUCUACAACGAAAAGGCUGAAGUGCUUCGAAAUAAAGCGGACCCCCAAACAACACAAUCUGUUUACUAUAAAGAAAUGGCUUUCCUUGAUGACCAUGUGGGACCUUUUAAAUGCUCUCAGUGCGCUUGUAAAUAUCGAGGUCCGCUUCAAUUGAAAGUACAUACAUUUCAAAAGCAUAACGGUAAACGCUUGUCGUGUCCUGAAUGUGGCAAGGAGUAUGAACUGUUAGUACCAUACAUAACGCAUGCCAGGCGUCAUAUGAACGACAUGAGUGUAAAAUGUCCUCAAUGCGAUAAAAUGUUUUUAAGGCAAGGAUAUAUGAAGGUACAUUUGCGAACCCAUACCGGAGAUCGACCUUAUUCCUGUGAAAUAUGUGGUGCUUCAUUUUCGAAUGCGACUGCCAUACGCGAGCAUAGAGAGAGACAUAGCAAAGAAUUUCAAUUUUUUUGUCCGAUUUGCUCCAAAGGCUUUUACAGCAAGAAAAAUAUGAAAAAACACAUCCUUAUACACUCAGAUGUAAAGAAAUAUCCUUGCAAUAUUUGCGGAAAAGCCUUUAGAACCAGAAUUGCUAUGAGGAGUCAUGAAACCAGUCACGAAAAAGGUCGUAAAUAUCCAUGUCCAAAGUGUGGUAAUAUGUACAAGAAUGAAAACAGUGUAGCUCAGCACAUAAGAAAAUCACAUCGAGAACUUGUUAAAACUAAUCCGUUUAUCAAUGACCAUGUAGAAGAGGCAGAAAUGUGCCAUGAAACCAAAUUUAAUAUCCAAUGCCUGUUUGAGGUGCAUACAGCUGUUUCCUAUAAACACAAUUUUGUAAACAAACUCACUGAACCAACAACCUCUUAUAAAGCCAUGGACUACAAUUUGGACCUGAGAAAUUGUGGAAAAAUAUUAAGAACUCCAACCCAAUAUCUUCUGCGAUGUGGCGAUUGCAAUGAAGAUUUCUAUAUCUUUGGGGACUUUAUAACACAUCAUUCCAAGCUCCAUUGUUUGCAGGAUAAGGACGUUGAUAGUCCAGACGAAGAUGAUGCCGAAGACUAUUUGGAUGAAUGUGAGAUCGAAUACUGCAGUGAACUGAAUGACAUUCCUGAACAUGAUGCAGAUGAAAUGAUUGGUACUCAAAGCCGUCAUAGAAUGAAACAACAAUGCACCAAAGACAUUUUUCAAGAAAUUGCCGACGGCGAAAGCAUUCAUGACGAGGAGUUCGUGAAUAUUGAGCCCAUGCCUUUUAUGGAAGAUGAAAAAGCCAAGGAGAACGAUAGUGCUGAAUAUUUUGAAUCUGAUGAAGAUGGGUUCAAAGACGAGGACAUUAAAUGCAGAAAAUUCGUUUCCGAAUUUCUAGAUUCCGAAGAAAACUAUCUUGCUUUUAUAGACGCCUAUGAAAAUCAACCCCGCUUAUGGAACUAUAAACUCUAUCCCGUUUUAUGUACAAAACAAGAUCGAGCUGUAUAUUUCGCCGAAAUUGCAGAAGAAAUACAUAAUCGACUGAAUAUACAAAUGUCGGAAGAUUACGUUCGUGCUAUAAUUUAUCGUAUUCGAACUAAGUACCGGGAAAAAUCGAAAAAAUUAGCAGACCGCAAAGAACGAGAAGGAGGGAGUCCAAAGUUAGCAACCGUACCUACAUGGUAUUUUCAAAAAUUGCAAUUUUUAGAGCCCUUCCUAAGCAAGGAGUCAAUCUUUAAAUUGGAUCCAAAACUUCCAAAUAUGACACAGGAGCAAGUGAUAGAAUUAAUUCAUAUGUACGAAAUGUUUCCGAAUUUAUGGAACACAAACCUAUUGGAGAAUGUUUGCAAAAAUAAACGAGAUGAAUCUUUAAAGCAGCUGGCGGCUGUGAUACAUUCAGAGACUGGUUUAGAGGUCAGUGAAUUUUCUUUACAACGAUACUUAAAUGAAUUACAAAAAUGCUUCUACAACGAAAAGGCUAAAAUGUUGCGAAGAAAAGUGGACUCACAAAUCAAUUCAUCUAUUUACUAUAAGGAAAUGUUCUUCCUGUAUGACCACGUGGGACCAUUUAAAUGUCCUCAAUGCCCUAGUAAAUAUCGAGGCCCACUGCUAUUAAAAGUGCAUAAAACACAAAAGCAUAACGGUGAUCGUUUGUCAUGUCCCCAAUGUGGCAAGCAAUAUGAGCAGUUGGAACCGUAUAUAACGCAUGCCAGGCGGCACAUGAACGACUUGAAUGUGGAAUGUCCUCAAUGUGAUAAAAUGUUUUUAAGAAAAGCAGAUAUGAGAAUACAUUUGCGAACCCACACCGGAGAUCGGCCUUAUUCCUGUGAAAUAUGUGGUGCUACAUUUUCGAAUCCGACUGCUAUACGAGAGCAUAGAGAGAGACAUAUCAAAGAAAUAAAAUUCCAUUGUCCGAAAAUAGCAAUGGAAAAAUAUGCGGACUAUUUGAGAUGUGGGGAGAUAUACAAAUCUCCCUCGCAUUCGAAUAAAACUCCAUAUAUUUUAAAAUGCUAUCAGUGUGCUGACAUAUUCCUAUUGCUGGAGUCGUUCAUAUUUCAUAUCGAGGAUUAUUGCAAUGCAGACCAACAAAAUGAUGCAGUCACUGUUGUCAUAGAUGAACAGCAAGAGCCAAAGGAAGAUAUUGAAAAUAUUGAAGAAUGUGAUGAUGCUUCGGUCAUGGUAAAGAACGAACCUAUCAAAGACAUUGAGUAUGAGGAAAUCGUUAUGGUAGAGGAUAGUGGGAAUGUAUCUGUUACGCCAGAGGGAGGAUCAAGUACAGAUGAUGCCGAUGAGGGAUGCGAAGGUUUCGUGGUCUAUGAGAUAGUGGAUAUAAGUGAUGCUGAGAAUGACAGUAAAAAACCCGCCGAUAAUCCUGUACCAUCUUUCGUUUCAAAAUUCAUGGAAUCACGUACAAAUGUCAUCGAACUAAUAGCAAUGUAUAAGAGAUUCUAUUUGAAUAGUGGAUCAGCAAUAAGCACAGGAUUAAAAUUGGAACCGCAUGAUUUAGAAAAGCUAACUGUAAACUUCAAUGCCAAGCGUCGUUUGAAUCUUACUUCGUCACAAAUUGGUGCCAUCAUUUAUCAUUUGCACCAUGAAUACAGCCAAUAUCUAAAGGAUACAAACGAUAACAAAGGAUCGGAUACUACUAGUAAGCCUUCUUGGUAUUUUCAGUUUUUGAAUUUUUUAGACACGACCAAAGAGAAAAGCUUAUAUGAAAUCGAAGACUAUCCUACGAAGUUGUCUAAAGACAUAAUUCUAAAAAUUCUAGAUAUAUAUAAGGACUUUCCUCAGUUAUGGGACACAGAAUUAGUCGAAUAUUGUUGCAAUAAUAAACGACGUGAAGCUCUUGAGGCAAUGUUGGAAGCUCUUAAAGCGAAAAUAGCCUUAAAACUGAAUCUGAACUCACUGAAAAAGUAUUUGCAAUCCAUUCAUAGCUUUUACCAGAAAGAAAAGAAAAAUCAUAUGAGCGGCACGGAAUUCACACUGCCGUCGUCAGAGAUAUCCCAUAAAGAUAUGGAAUUUCUCUCAGCUCAUGUGGGUCCCUUUCAAUGUCCAUAUUGUGAUGUCGAAAUAAAAUGCCCUUUCUCAUUGAAAAUACAUAAAUUUAGUUCCCAUGGUGGAUGCAUACCUUUUAACUGUUCCCUGUGUCGCAAGCAAUUCCGUACUUCAAACCUGUACAUAUAUCACGCCAAAUGGCAUAUGAAUGACUUAACUAUUGAGUGUAAGCUAUGCAAUAAAAAGUUUAUUAACGCAUCCGAACUGAAAACACAUAUGGUUUCCCAUAACCAGCAGAAGAGUUUCAAAUCACUGCAACCUGAUCUCAAGUCCACAAAUAUGUCAACAACUGACGUCGCUAAUAAGAGAUUUAAAACGACACCAGUAAAAAACACCAAUUCAAUAACGCUCAGAGGAUUUCAUAAAUGUUCAGAAUGUGGAAUAGCAUUUAGGAUGAGUAAAAGUCUCCACAAUCAUAUGCAACUUCAUAGGAAAAUGUGAAGACGUAGAAUUUUUAAUUAUCAAGAUAUUGUUAGAUAUAAUUGUAAAUUAAUAAACAAUGUUAAUAUAAAUCUGAAAUUAUAUUUUAAAAGAUA
Stomoxys calcitrans (stable fly) is the source of this 5130-nucleotide messenger RNA. RefSeq lists its product as uncharacterized. The coding region runs from base 50 to 5035 and encodes 1661 amino acids. The record is from RefSeq and is a predicted model, not a curated record. Lineage: Eukaryota; Metazoa; Arthropoda; Insecta; Diptera; Muscidae. The transcript has 10 exons.